AUAAUUAUAAUUUAUAAUAAAUUCCAAGGUAGUUAGCUAAAUAGCAAUAAAAACGUCGCCAUAAAAUAUAAAAAUAAUAACUGCAGUGAAAAAUUUGCCAUUAAAAUAAUAGAAAACUAAUAAUUAAUCAUAAAUUAGUAAAUAAAAUUUAACGGUAAUUCAAUGUAAAAAUAAUAAUAAAAUACAGAAGAUUAAAAACAAUAAGAAAUAGUGCGAAAAAUAUUUUAAAUUAUUUCAAAUUAAAAUCAAAUAGGCGACCAUUUUUAAUUAAUUAAAAUUAAUUAAUAACUGAUAUUAAAACAAAAGUGAAUUUGAAAGUAUUAGUUAAUUAAAAGUCUUACAAAAAUUAGUAAACUUAAAAAUUUAGCUAUAAUAAUUAAUGCAUAUUAUAAUUGCUAAAGAAAUUAAUCCAGCGUAACGUCAGCCGCCCAUAAGUUACACGCCGCUGCUUAGUAAAAAACAAAAAGUUGUAAUAAAAUCUAACAAAUAAUUAGUCCAAAUCCAUAUACUUCCCUAUGAAUGCGUCAUUAUUAUAACAAAUGUUAAAAUAUCUAAUUAAAGCUAUUACAAUUAGAGUAAAAUCCAUAAAUGUUAGCUAAUAUUGAGCUGAAACAAAUACACAAUUCAGCAAAGAGAUUGUGCGCACUAAGAGUUCAUAAAUACAGAAGCGGUUACUUGCCACGAAACGGUUACUUAAGAUAGAUAUGGAAAAAAUAUGAAUAACAGUCACAAUAAAUUAAAAGUAACGAUUAAUUAUUAAAAACCGAUUACUCACAAAACCGGUUAACCACUUGAAAAACCGAAUACUAACAAUUCAAAUAUUUUAAAGCGUCGUGCAACAAAGAAAAUUAAAAUAAAAAUGCAAUAAGCUUAACGAAAAACCGGUUACUUGAACCGCAUACCCAUUAGAAAUAAAGCUGUUAUAAAAUAUGAAGCUAUAAUAAAAAUUGAAAAAUUUUCAAAAGUGGCCAAAUUAGUUAACCGCGUUGAAAAAGCUACUUCCAUAUUAAAUUAAAUUCUUAUAAACACACUUUAACUGAACCGGUUACUCGCCGCAAUGUCGUGUACGCAACAAAAAAUUUUCACGCGUUCGUACGCGUUCACGCCACCAGCGACAAUGGUGGAACGCUGGUGACUACCAGCAGUAUUUGUGCUGCAUGAAUGUGGAAUUACUGUUACUGCUCCAACAACAACUAUUUACUACUCAAUGCUAAGCUAAGCUCUCUCGACAAAAAGCAAAAUAAGAUAGAAGUAAAUUAAGUUUUAAAGUGAAAUCAGCGCGUACGCGAGUGUUUGUGUUUUAUUUAUUUUAAAAUUCAUUUUCGUCUUACGUUUUCAACACAACUCAACGCUCAAUUCAACUCGACGGUGUUUCGACGCGACAUCAUUAAAGCACUGAGACGCUGAGUGACGCGUUGACGUGCUGGUUGUGCCACUACCACCACUACCACCAAUUUUCAGGUUGUUUGUUGUGUACUUUGCUAUUCUCUACGUACAACAACAACAGCCGGCAAAAUGACGAUGUGGCAGAGUGGCGGCAUGGGAGGCCAUGGCUCCCAAAAUAAUCCAUGGAUGAAAUUAAUGGGCAUCGUACACAAGGAGCGACGACACGCGGACAAUGUACAAUCGCAGAGCGGCUCCAACGAACGGAAUCUAAAUCAGUCUUUACCCAAAUUAAGCAGUCAAGACGAAGAAGGGGGGGCAGGUCAUGGGUAUGGUGGGGGGCCACAACACUUUGAACCCAUUCCUCAUGAUCAUGAUUUUUGCGAAAGAGUCGUUAUAAAUGUAAGCGGGUUAAGGUUCGAAACACAAUUACGAACGUUAAAUCAAUUUCCGGACACACUGCUGGGGGAUCCAGCUCGGCGAUUACGGUACUUUGACCCGCUUAGAAAUGAAUAUUUUUUUGACCGUAGUCGGCCGAGCUUCGAUGCAAUUUUAUACUAUUAUCAAAGUGGUGGUCGACUGCGGAGACCGGUCAAUGUCCCUUUAGACGUAUUUAGUGAAGAAAUAAAAUUUUAUGAAUUAGGUGAUCAAGCAAUUAAUAAAUUCAGAGAGGAUGAAGGCUUUAUUAAAGAAGAAGAAAGACCAUUGCCGGAUAAUGAGAAUCAAAGAAAAGUCUGGUUACUUUUCGAGUAUCCGGAGAGUUCGCAAGCCGCCAGAGUUGUAGCCAUAAUUAGUGUAUUUGUUAUAUUGCUAUCAAUUGUUAUAUUUUGUCUAGAAACAUUACCCGAAUUUAAGCAUUACAAGGUGUUCAAUACAACAACAAAUGGCACAAAAAUCGAGGAAGACGAGGUGCCUGACAUCACAGAUCCUUUCUUCCUUAUAGAAACGUUAUGUAUUAUUUGGUUUACAUUUGAACUCACAGUCAGGUUCCUCGCAUGUCCGAAUAAGUUACAUUUCUGCAGGGAUGUCAUGAAUGUUAUCGACAUAAUCGCCAUCAUUCCGUAUUUUAUAACAUUGGCGACCGUCGUCGCCGAAGAGGAGGAUACGUUAAAUCUUCCAAAAGCGCCAGUCAGUCCACAGGACAAGUCAUCGAAUCAGGCUAUGUCCUUGGCAAUAUUACGAGUGAUACGAUUAGUUCGAGUAUUUCGAAUAUUUAAGUUAUCUAGGCAUUCGAAGGGUUUACAAAUUUUAGGACGAACUCUGAAAGCCUCAAUGCGGGAAUUAGGUUUACUUAUAUUUUUCUUAUUUAUAGGCGUUGUACUCUUCUCAUCGGCGGUUUAUUUUGCGGAAGCUGGAAGCGAAAAUUCCUUCUUCAAGUCCAUACCCGAUGCAUUUUGGUGGGCUGUCGUUACCAUGACAACCGUUGGAUAUGGUGACAUGACACCCGUCGGUGUUUGGGGUAAAAUCGUGGGAUCACUGUGUGCCAUUGCUGGUGUCUUGACAAUCGCUCUCCCGGUACCAGUUAUCGUCAGUAAUUUCAAUUACUUCUAUCACCGCGAAACGGAUCAAGAGGAGAUGCAGAGCCAAAACUUUAAUCACGUUACUAGUUGUCCAUAUUUACCAGGUACAUUAGUAGGUCAACAUUUAAAGAAAUCAUCGUUAUCUGAAUCCUCAUCGGAUAUGAUGGAUUUGGAUGAUGGUGUUGAAUCAACGCCAGGAUUGAGUGAAAUGCAUCCUGGUCGUGCGGUGGCUCCAUUUUUAGGAGCACAACAACAAUUGAUGGAAAAGCAGCAACAACUACAGCAGCAACAGCAGCAGCAGUUACAACAACAGCAAGCGUCCAUGCAGCAAGCGUCGCCGCAGCAGCAUCAACAGCAGCAACAACAAACGCUGCAACUGCAGCAGCAACAACAAAAUGGUUAUAAGCAAUCCGCAACAAGCGUCACUGGUGGCAAUAACCUAACGACAACAACAACAACGCUAAGGCAUAAUAAUGCCCUGGCCGUUAGUAUCGAAACCGACGUUUGACUACUGGUAAAAAAGACGAUACGUGCUCUAAUUUGGCCUUGUGAAAUGUUACGUUGGAUGCCAGAAACGACUACAAAAGCUGUUUAAUUAAAUUUAAGUAGACAAAUAAUUAAAUUAAUUCAAAUUGAAACUAACAAAAACCAAAAAUUAAGCAAGCAAAAAAUAAUAAUUAAAAUAAAACAAAAAUUUAACUUACACUAAACAAACAAACAAAAUAUGGAAAGCAAAGCAAACAAAAAAAACAUUUAACUAAAACCAAACCAAAAAAAAACAUGAAUUCAAAAACAGAAAACUGCAAAAAACAUCGAAAAUAUCAGAAAAUUGUAAACAAAACUCACACACACACAUAGUUACACACACACCCACACAAGCAAACAAGCCAACAACAACAAAUUUAAAUAGAGACAUGCGCAGCAGUCUAAGCAGUUACUAGGCGUUUAGUUAAAUGCAGCUUCAAUUCAACGUCGUGCAAAUCAGACACCAAUUUCAAUGGGGACUAGUGUAAAUAAUAGAUUGUUUAGUAGCGACAACAAAAACAAAUUAAAUGAAAUUUCGGCAAUGCAAAGGGCAGGCAUGCAUAUGUAUUAUAUUCAUAUAUGAAUAUGUAAAUGUAUAGAACACGGAAAAGACUGCUAACGCAAGCAUACGCAUUAUGUAAGAAAGUAGCGAAGAUUGUAGGAAGCAACAUAUGUGAAAACACUUGCUCUCACAAACACACACACACACAAAAUAUUGUUUUGAAACUGCUGCAACUUGCAGACUCUCUUGAAAUUGUAUGGAUUUAUGUAACGAAAAAUUAAUUUUCGAAGAUUUCGUGGAAAACAUAUUACUUGCCCUUUAUGCUGUGCGAUCAGCAAAUAAUUUGUUUAAAAUAUUUCAAUUAACCCUUGAGUGACUGAAACCCAUAUUUAAAGUGUUUAAAAAUAAAUUAAAUUAAAAAUCUAACCUUUGUCAAAUUGAAAUGCUCAAUUAUUUUUAGCGACAAUUUUUAAUACUAAUUACUUUAAAUUAACCCUUUUAAACAGGUUUAGAUAUUUUAAACAGGUUUAGAUAUUUUAACCCUUGUGAGUAGAUAAAAAAUAUAUUUUAUAAAAAUGAUUCAGCGAAAUUAUUUGGUAAAUUAACCCUUCAACAACCAACUACUUUUAAAAGGCUUAACAUUUUAACCCUUAAGGACAGAAAAGAAUAUUUUUUUUAAGAUUAUUUACUGUCAGUCAAUUUUUUUAAAAACUAAGUUCGUUAAAUGAACCCUUAAGCAAUUGACUUAAAUAUUUUAACCUUGUAAAUAGAAAAAAAAUUAUUAAAAUAACAGCCGCUGUAAAAUUUUUAAACUAUUUUAAAAUGUUUUAAUGGAAAAUUAACCCUUAUACGAACACCAUUCUUUAAGAAAAUAUUCGAUAUUCCUAAUUUUGAAAUUAAGUUAAAAAUUGUAUCGUCAUAAAAAUUUCGCAAAUGUUAUUAACCCUUAAGAAGUCAAUAAAUAAAUAAAUAUAUUUAUUAGCUUCAGCAUAAUGAGAUGUGAGAGUAAAGUAAGGGUUAAACAUCUUUUCGUGCAUUAAAAUUUUUUUUUUCAUUAUUAUGAGAUUAAAAAACUCCAAAAAUGGACGGUAAAAGUUUGCCAGUCUUGUUUUAAUUUCAAAGUACUUUUAAAUUUUGCCAUAAUUUAAUAGAAAAGAUCGACAUAAAACCUUUCAAUAUACCAUACUAUAACGAAGCGCGUAAGAUUACAAUGUUUCAGAAACGCAAAAAAACUUUAAAUAAUGGGAAAAUAAAUACAGACAUUUUUUUAUUUCAAACUACUAAAUACUCAACAAAAAAAACACAACAACAAAUUUUCACAACAACUCAAACCUACUCCAAGCAAACAAGUACUCACAUGUAUAAAAAACCAGAAAGUCUUGUCAAAGCAACUAAAACUUAAAAAUAAUUACAAAUUCUUAAAUUUUUAAUUUUGAAAUAAUUUCAUUUUUAACACUAUAUUCUUGGCUAAACAGAAAGCUUCGCUUUCGCGCGCUCAAUGAGCUUUAUCGCCUACAUACUACAAUACAAGUACUACUAUUGCAAAUAACUCAUUUUUUUUUUAAAUAAUGUAAAUCCCUUAAGAAAUAAACUGCCGUUAAUAGAUAAAUUACUAGGGUAUCAAAGUAAGAUAUAGCAAAAUACAAAAGCAAAAAAAAAACAAAGAAAUAAAAAACAAAAACAAAUUAUAUAUAUGUACAUAUAUAAAAAUAAAAAGCAAGCCAUUAAUAACAUAUGCAUAACUUACUCUAACUUAAACCGAAAAGCAAAUUCUAAACACACACACACUCACACACAAACUUUAAACAGUAAUAAAUGAAUAUUGUAAAAUACUAUAAAUUAUGCAAAACACUGACAACAGAAAACUAUAACAAAAACAACAAUGGAAAAACAAAUCGCUGAUUUAGUAGGCAGAUUUUAAUAAACAGUGAAAAAUAUCGAACAAAUACAGAUGAUACAUACAUACAAUACGAGUACAUAUGUAAAACAUUGUAGGAAAACUUCAGGCUUUUCAAUGAAAUAACAAUCACCCACCCACUGCAUACACUGAUACCACCCACGAAAUCCUGAAACAAACAAAAAUACAAAUUUAGCAGAACUUGUUUAGAGGAAUUCAAUUAGUAGAUGAAGUUCGAGAUAAAUUUUCCGACAGUUAUUUUAAGCAACGUAAGCAACGGUAGUGUAAAACUGGCGAAAACUUAAAUUGAGAUUUGGAAAUUCGUAGAUAGUGGCUUUUGUUUUUGGUCUUUCCGAUAGCUAUGUACUGAACCUAUUGCGUCUUGAGAUUAAGCCAUAUCCAUAAGUGAAAAUAUCCAAUAACAUUGUGGACUUAAUAAACUUUGAGUAUAAACUCUUUGUCUACGAUUUAUUACGAAAGUUUCUUAUCAAAUUCGUAGGCCACAUCAUUCGUCUUAUUAAAACUAAAUGAUCAAAUUUCCAGAUUAUACUCGAUAGGAAAGUAUCUACAUAAAGGUAUAAAAAUUUUUGCGAUCCGCAAAGUCAUAAGAACUAAUUUUAUGUCUAAUCAUUAUGCCGAGUAUAUCUCUACUCUCUCUUGGAAAUUUGGGCAGAAGAGAUGAAAUUAUUUCACAAAAUAAAUUUCAAAUUAAACUCUGAAUUCAUACCACAACUUCCGUUACUAAAUGUCUAUUGGAUGUCUUGAGAAAACACGAAUUCCUAGUGGGAUCUCUGACUAUAAUUAAAGUUCUGAAUGUUCCCUAUAUACAUAUGUACAUAUCAAUUGCUUCUAUUUGUAGAGUGGAGAUUCGCCUAAAAAUACACUGUGAGAGUCUAGUCAAAUAUCUAGUAUAUCAUAUAUAAGGAAAUCUUCUGAGUACUAUUAGUCCGAAAUCGCCGAAAAGAUUUUAUCUUAGCACCAUUUUCAGAAGAUGUUAAAUUAGAAGGAAUUCUCAAAUAGUAAAAUAUGUUGUGUUCCUGCAUUAGAUCAGUGAUAUACAGAAUCAUAUUUAGUUCUACAUUAAGAUGACUUGAUUUAAGAUCUUAUAAAGAAGUGAUCAAAUAGUAAAAUCUCUUUGAUUCUUGAUCUUGAGAUCGAUGAUCUACAUAUACACAUUUAGUUCUAUAUUAAGAUCUAUAUUGAGUUCUCUCUAUGAGGAGUGUGAAGAUCUUAAGAUUUUACGAAGUGGCUAUUUCAGUUACACUAAUCUUGGGAGAGAUACGAUCCUUAGGAAACCACAUACAAUGACUAAAAAUACCAUGUCAGUUCCACUACGUUGCUUACAAAUACCAUUAUAAUGAGAACUAGAGUUAUUAUCUUUUUAAAUAACUGUUUUUAUGAAAUUAAUUUGGAAAACAGUUAGAACUUGACACUCUUUAACCCCACGAUGAAAAUAAAUGAUAAAAGUACAAAAUGGAAAAAAGGUGUAAAAUUCAUGUGUCAGCAACCCAAACGAAAAAAACAUAGAAACAAACAAAUCAACUGCAAGAUAUGUAUAAACAAUUACAAAAUAUAUAAAUAGAGUUUAACAAACAAAACAAACGAACCGUUAACCGCUCUUAUGAUCGUCUACACACAUACAUACAUACUUACAAAUUUAAUGCUAAAAAUAAAUAAAAAAUUACAAACUAUUACAGCAACUACAAGGCGGCAUAAUUAACAUAGCAGUGUGUGUGCUUUAAUUAUAACAAUUAUUAAUUUUCAAAUACGUUGAAUAUUUAUUUAAAAGCUUAACACUAAUGCCAGCAAGCUUUUUCCAACAUGCCACAAUAAAGCUAAAAUUUUCUCUUGCUUGCCGCUCACUUAGCCACAAUUUGUGUACAAACAUACAUACAAAUGUCUACUUUUAUUUUUUUCCAGCAGAUUUUUCGUCACAAUUUGACUCAUCAAAUCACCCGCAACAGAGCAACAACAAUUUAUAUAUACGAGUAUAUAUACAAGCAUAAACACACAUAUACACACACACUCACACACAAAAAUGAUGACUGAAAAUAUGCAAUUUUUUUAAGUUGCACUAUUUGUAAAUUAAAUAUCAAAAUGUUAUUGUGUACAUAGGAGAAAAACCAAAAACCAUAAAAAAUAGCUAAAAAAAUAAAUAAAUAAAUAAUUACAUACAAAAACAAAAAAAAACUACCAAAGAUAUGUAUUAAAAAAAAAAAAUUAAAAUAAAAUUAAGUUUAAAUAUAUGUAAAUAUUAAAUUUAAUGCAUAAAAAAUAUAUAAAGACAAAUUAUUGCUAAUAAUAAUUAAAAAAAUAAAUAAAUUCAAUAACUACAAUAAAUUAAUUUAAUGCAUAAAUGUAUGUAAAAGUAAAAUGUAAAUUCAACAGCUUUGAAUACCGUCCACGCACUCAUACACAUAUAGCAAAACACACAAAUACGCCAACAACAACUACAACAACAAACCAACAGACUAUUUCGCUUGACACUUAAGAGGCCUAUGCACCUCUAACUCCUAUGAAAAACUAAAAUAAAUAUACAGAAACUUUGAAAAAACAAACUUUUUACUCAAACACGCAGUAGCUUGCACAGCAGUUUCUUCAUUUUUUUUUAAUUUUUUUAUUUGAAAAUUUUCGUAAAGUUCACACACAUAAACCUAAAUGACGCUUUGUAGUUCGCUCAUGUGGAAAAUAUUAUGCCUACGAGUGUUUUAUUGAACGAGUAACGGUUAUUCUGCUGCUGAAGUAGAGUUGAUUUCACAAAGCUCACGUGCACUUGUGCUUUUUUUCUUAGAAGUUGCAAUUCAAAAUUGUUUUUUUUUAUUACUGAUCUUUUUAAAGUAAAUCAAAUAGAUCGUUUAGAAAAUAUUGAGCCAUCAACAUACAUAUAUAGAAACUCUGAAAUUUUCAAAUAAUCUUCGGCUAUUGUUUAUUAUUGAUGUUGAUAAUUCUCAGGUUCCUCUGGAUUUUUUAACCUUUAAACAAUUUUUUUUUAAUCUCAAUCUGACGAAAAUCAAUAAAAAUAUUCGGCUGGUGGAUAUAUCUUAAUCAACUCUUGAACCCAUCUACUACAAAUAGUUUGAAUAUAAUUCCCGUCCAAUCUUGUGGAUCUUAUCCCAUUUGAUAUCCUCUGUAGCUUUUAAUUAUAAAUGUUGUAUCAAGCUUCUCAAAAAAUCCCAUAUCUCAUGGAAGACAGCUUCAUGCUUCUAGGAACACAUGUCAAUAGACAAGAUAAACUCAGCAAACUAUCUAGAAUUAUGAAAAUCCUUUGAUAUAGUGAAAUGAUUUUCGAAAUAGUUUUCUCUAUAACAAAAGCUUGAAAAAUUGAGAGUGGACUUCUGACAUGUUUUCGCUUAUAGGUUUAUAUAUCAGAAAACGGAUACUUUCACGAUUCGGAUCAUCAUGAAAAUAUGACUAGAAGAAUUUUCCUGAUUUACGGAUCUACAGAGCAUCUACUUUUAUCUAAAUUUUUUUUGCGUCAUAAAGCUCUGAGUUCGUAACUCACACAUCUCAAAUUGUGAAAGCUUUUUUGUCCCUUAGAUUACAUAUGUACAUA
Molecule: messenger RNA, 9380 nt
Organism: Zeugodacus cucurbitae (melon fly)
Lineage: Eukaryota; Metazoa; Arthropoda; Insecta; Diptera; Tephritidae
Gene: shaker
Product: potassium voltage-gated channel protein Shaker
Exons: 12
Coding region: 1516-3411 (631 amino acids)
Biological process (GO): protein homooligomerization; potassium ion transmembrane transport
Cellular component (GO): voltage-gated potassium channel complex; membrane
Molecular function (GO): protein binding; delayed rectifier potassium channel activity
Source: RefSeq, a predicted model, not a curated record